Molecule: messenger RNA, 1318 nt
Organism: Aspergillus piperis CBS 112811
Lineage: Eukaryota; Fungi; Ascomycota; Eurotiomycetes; Eurotiales; Aspergillaceae
Exons: 1
Coding region: 201-1169 (322 amino acids)
Biological process (GO): regulation of transcription by RNA polymerase II
Cellular component (GO): mediator complex; core mediator complex
Molecular function (GO): transcription coregulator activity
Source: RefSeq, a predicted model, not a curated record
CUACAGAGCUUCUCCUCAAUCGCAUUGCAAGAGGUACCCCAGUUGUGGUUCGAAUCUUGGGUUUUAGUAAUCCCUUAGUGCUCUUAUCUGUUUACCACUUUUGCUCUACCAAUUGGGUGCGAUAUACCUCAAACUAUUUGCAGGUCCUAGCUUGAUCCUUGCCCAUCGCAACGUUUUCGCGACAGCCUAAACGGACCAAAAUGAACGUCGAGUUCCAAGGCACCCUCUCCAACCUGGAGAACAAACUAAACGUGCUUAUAAAUAGUCUGACAACAUCACCAACAGCUGCAGGCGCCCCCGCCGCCGCGAUCGGUUUAUUGGACGCAGACGACUCGUUGACCUCCGCCGUCGAGACCCUCCGACAACACCAGCAGAACUAUGCCAAGAUUUUACGGCUCCGUGAAGAAGCCCAGGAACUGGAAGAAAAAGUCAAAAGCAUUGUACGUGAGGUGAUGGCCUAUGAGAAGGAAAUCACAACGACCUGUGGAGACGAGUCUGAUAGCGACCUGGACUCGGAGGACGAUUACUUGGACUAUGACUCGGAUGAAAACAUGCAGGGUGAAAAGCCAAGAUCUACUGGGUUACGGGGAAUUAAGGAGGUGGACUACAAGCUACUUCUCGACUUCGCGCGGCGGAUCAGCAAAUACAACCACCAAGCGGCUUCCGAUGCUGCAGCGACUGCAGAGGCCAAAUCGCGCGAGAGAAUUCAAGAGAAGGGACCGGAUACAGAAAUGACGGGCACAAAUGGCAACCAGGAUACUGAGACUGCGGAACCGGUCGCAUCUGUGACCAAAGACGCGACUAAUUGGCUUGACGAAUCGGCAAAGAUGACUCGCCAGGCUUAUAUGCUACCGUAUCCAAUGGAAGAUCGCAUUCGGCUGGGACUGAUGGCGCAAAUACAACUCGCUGCUGCCGAGGGUCGCCCAGGCUUUGAACCAGAGAAGGAAGUUGAACGCUUAAUACGCGAGGCUGAGGGUGUAGGGAUCGCUGAUGCGAUGCCGCAGGUCGACGUCGGCGAAGAAGCGCGUCAUGCAGAUGAGGCCGCAAAAGCUGCAGCGCAUGCUGGAUCUGCGGCAACAAGCGGAUCUGGGAUGGGAGCCGCACCAAUGCCAAAACCUAAGGCUACAUUGGAUCUCGAUCUGUACGACCCGGAUGAAGAUGACGAAUGAUGCGUUAGUGUUUACUGUACAGAUAAUGCUACUUGAGAUGACCAGCCAACAGCAGGCCUGUUGCUUCUGGACCUCUAAACAAGAAAAAUAAACCUGACUCCAAAUUCACAUCUUGUGCACUGACGACUUUGCUGUCCACUUCCUUAAAC